Polistes canadensis is the source of this 1158-nucleotide messenger RNA. RefSeq names its product cytochrome P450 4C1-like. Lineage: Eukaryota; Metazoa; Arthropoda; Insecta; Hymenoptera; Vespidae. The transcript is spliced from 9 exons. Gene Ontology annotation, molecular function: oxidoreductase activity, acting on paired donors, with incorporation or reduction of molecular oxygen; heme binding; monooxygenase activity. The record is from RefSeq and is a predicted model, not a curated record. The annotation marks the transcript as partial.
AUUUUAUCAAAUAGUUCUUAUGGAUUUGAGAAAAGUAAUUUGUAUGACUUUAUGAAACUUUAUGUCGGUAACGGGUUGCUUACUGCUCCAGUGUCAAUAUGGAAAAUUCAUCGAAGAAUCCUAAAUCCGGUAUUCAAAAAACAAAUGAUCUCAACUUAUGUGGACUCAAUAGUAAAAAAUUCAAACAGACUUAUUAAUAAUUUAGAGACUAAUACCGGAAAAAAUGUAAAUUUCCAUCAUUACGUACAUUUAUGUACAUUGGAUAUAAUAUUUGAAAGCCUAUUGAAAAUUGAUUUAGAUUUGCAGAAAAAUUUGGAAUUAAAAUUUACGGGAUAUAUUAUGGAAGCGUUAGACUUAGUUAUGCAAAGGAUCAUCAAAAUAUGGUUACAUCCUGACGUUACAUUUAACAAUUCAUCUCUGGGAAAGAGAAUGAAGGCACUUCUAUCAAUUCUUAAUAAAAUCACAAGUAAAAUCAAAAGUUCUUUUCUCGACGUGCUUUUCAUAUCACAUAACGAGAACGGAGAAAUUUCAGAGCAAGAUAUUCGAGAUGAAAUCAAUACGAUAGUUUUAGCAGGAAGUGAAACUACGGCUGGUACACUGAAAUUUUUAUUUUUAAUGCUGGCCUCGUUUCCGGACAUUCAACAACAAGCAUACGAAGAGUUGUACGAUAUUUACGGCUCAAGUGAUACUAAUGAUGUUCCUAUUACACUGGAAGAUAUCAACAAAAUGAAAUAUUUGGAAAGAGUAAUAAAGGAAACUUUACGUUUAUUCCCUGCUGUUCCAUUUAUUGCACGAACACUAUCGAGCGAUACAGAAGUGGAUGAAAAUCUUGUAAUACCGAAAAACUGCACUGUAGUUUUUUCAAUGUUUACUCUUCAUCGAAAAGAGAACUAUUGGAGAGAGCCUUUAAGAUUUAAUCCUGACAGGUUUUUGCCUGGAAACUUCAACCAAAAAUAUUUCUUAUUAUUCAGUUCUGGGAAAAGAGGAUGCAUAGGAGAAAAAUUCGCAAUGAUCGAAAUGAAGGCAAUUGCUGCAACUGUAUUAAGAAAAUUUGAUGUUCGAAUGGACAAUCCAGUUUCAGUUGAAAAUGUAAACUUAAAAAUCGGCAUAGCUUUGAAACCAGCGGAACCUAUUUUUUUGAGAUUUAACAAGCGAUAA